Molecule: messenger RNA, 1836 nt
Organism: Colletotrichum fioriniae
Lineage: Eukaryota; Fungi; Ascomycota; Sordariomycetes; Glomerellales; Glomerellaceae
Source: RefSeq, a predicted model, not a curated record
AUGGCCGCUCAGUAUCAAUACACACCCUUCUCCACUCCAAAAUCAAUCCGCCUCAUCCGCCUCGUCAACACUGCAGAUAAAUCCUCCCCCCUCGAAUGCUCCUUCGAAGAGACUUCCCUCGACAACCCAGUCUCCUACGCAGCCCUCUCCUACACCUGGGGAGGCGAACCCUCAAACGUCCCCCUGACAGUCGUAAACACCACCACCACCACCACAUCCCAAAACCCCUCUCAGCAAACCCUCCAACCCCCGCUGAUGAUAACCCCAAACUGCGCCGCCGUCCUCAACAUCCUCCGUGGCCCACGUAUCCGCGACCUCUCGCUAUGGGUCGACGCUGUCUGCAUCAAUCAGUCCUCGAACGACGAGAAGAGCGUCCAAGUCGGCAUGAUGGCGGAACUGUACGAAAAGGCGAAAUACGUCUUUGUUUGGCUGGGCAACGAGUGGGCGCCUGCUUCGGUGCUCGCGUUGUACAAGGGUGUUCCGAGGGUGAAAGACGACCAGGAGCGAGCCCUAGACCCAACCCUCCUCUCCAAGAUCCAACGCGCUCCCUACUGGCUCCGCGUCUGGACCCUCCAGGAAGCAACCUACAGCAACGCCUUCGUCCUCUGCCUCGACGGCGGGGGCGAGGCCCUCUCUAACAUCCUCCAGAACUGGGGUGACGCGCACAGGAGCCACCCGGACCCGAACCAGCUCGCCAUCAACAUGCGUCGGAAAAUCAUCACGGACGUUUUUACUACGACUAGUACUACUGCGGGUGUUGCUGUGAAUGCUGCAGAUGCCGACAAGCAGCGAGAAGCGGCAGAGAUUGCUGCACGCCGCGGGAAACUGGAUGUCUAUCAGCUCAGGUCGCUGCUGUACUUACAAUCUACGGAACCCCGUGACAAAAUCUAUGCCCUUCGCUCUAUAUUCCCAGAGACGUUUGGAAAGGUAGUUGUCGAUUACACGGAUCCAGUGGAGAAAGUCUACCGUGAGGCGACGAGGCAGCAUAUCCUGGGACAGGAUACUCUCACUCAUCUCCUCCUCCUCGAUGGAGGAAACACUUCGACAUCAACAUCAACAUCAGCAACAAGCACCAAUCUUUCCCCGGUCAAAGACUUACCCUCCUGGGCCCUAAACUGGAACAAACAAGUCACAGAGGGGAGAACUCUCCUCGACGUCCCCGCCUUAUCAUCCCGCGGCAGCAGACCCUACUACAGAUUCUCACCCGACGCCCGCACCUUCUACCUCAAAGGCAGGAGCGUCGCGCGCGUGGGCGAUAGCAUCAGCCCCAAACUCCCAUUAUUCGACCUGUCCUUCGUCUUGGCAGACAAAAAGCAAGACUUCAUCGCCUGGGUGGGUGAUGCCAGGCGUAUUUCCCAGGCCUUCCUCGCAGACAUCUUAUCACCACCGCCCACCGACGCAAGCGAAGAGAAUAAAAAAUUGGCACUACAGACCUUUCGCAGCAUCCAAACCCUCCUCGUACGAAUCCUCCACGCAAACCCACGAACAGAAGCCGACGCCGCCUCCUUAAACGCAAUCUCCACCCCAUCAGCAUUCUCAGAGGCAGUAGCAUCACACACACCGUCUGCCUGGUUGAAAAUCGGCAACAUCAACGCCGCCAUGGGUUCAGGUUGCAUGUUCCUCACCACGGAAGGCCGCUUCGGGUUCUGUGUUUCGGCGCCGGAGCCAGGGGACGAGAUUUGCGUCUUUUCGGGGCUGGAUGUCCCGUUCGUCGUUCAGUCAAGAGGAAGCGGGAGCGGGUAUGUAGUCGUCGGAUAUGCGGUCGUCGAUGGGGUCAUGGACGGGGAGGCGUGGCCUGAUGACGAGGGGGAAGUGACGGAGUGGGCGUUGGUGUAG